Messenger RNA from Saccoglossus kowalevskii, 439 nucleotides. Its product is annotated as bis(5'-nucleosyl)-tetraphosphatase [asymmetrical]-like. Gene Ontology annotation, molecular function: bis(5'-nucleosyl)-tetraphosphatase (asymmetrical) activity. The record is from RefSeq and is a predicted model, not a curated record. Gene Ontology annotation, biological process: AMP biosynthetic process; ATP biosynthetic process. Lineage: Eukaryota; Metazoa; Hemichordata; Enteropneusta; Harrimaniidae.
AUGGCCGCUACUGUGAGAGCUGCCGGUCUGAUCAUCUUUCGUCGCUUUCAAGGAAAACCUGAAUAUUUAUUGAUGCAGACUUCAUAUGGGCAACAUCAUUGGACUCCACCAAAAGGUCAUGUAGACCCAGGAGAAUCUGAUAAAGUCACAGCACUACGAGAAACCGAAGAAGAAGCUGGGUUGACAGCGGCGCAUUUUAAAAUGAUCGAAGACUUCAAAAAAGUUCUAAAAUACAACGUAAAAGGGAGAUUAAAAACUGUGGUUUAUUGGUUGGCUGAGCUGGUGGAUAGAAACGUUGCUGUAAAACUAAGCAAGGAACAUCAGCGUUAUGAAUGGUUGGAGAUAGAUAAGGCUUGUGAUAUUGCGAAAUAUGUAGAAAUGCAAGAAGCUCUCAGAGAUGCUGAUAAUUUUAUUAAAUGUAAUCUUUAACACUCCCAAA